AUGGGUUUCGUGGACACAGUUAAGACGCAGGCGACGGGGACGAAGUUGUUGUUCAACGUGCUCUUCCAUGGCUUCCACAUCGGCCUCUUCGUUUUAGGAUGGAAAAAACAACAAGAUGAUCCAAGACUUGCAGGCUUGAACAUGUUAACAUUCUCAGUCUGGAUAUCUCGUGGUGCUGGUCUUGUUUUGUCGGUGGAUGGCGCGAUGAUCUUGUUACCAAUGUGCCGUAACUUGAUGAGAUGGAUCAGGCCGAAGAUAAAGUUUCUGCCUCUCGAUGAGUCGAUCUGGUUCCACAGACAGGUGGCUUACUCCAUGCUGUUCUACACGUGUCUCCACACCCUUGCUCACUAUGUCAACUUCUUCAAUGUGGAGAAGACUCAGAUUCGACCAGUUACGGCUUUACAGAUCCAUUACACUGAAGCUGGUGGUAUAACUGGUCACAUGAUGCUGCUUUGCAUGCUGCUCAUGUACACCACCGCUCAUGCCAAGAUCCGUCAACAGUCAUUCGAGACCUUUUGGUACACUCACCAUCUUUUCAUCCCCUUCAUGCUCGGUCUUUACACCCACGCCACUGGCUGCUUCGUUCGUGAUUCUACGCUACCACUCUCACCAUUCGCUGGAGAACAAUUCUGGGUUCACUGCAUUGGUUAUGAGGGAUGGCGCUGGGAGCUGUGGGGAGGUGGACUUUAUUUGAUGGAGCGACUUUAUCGUGAAAUCAGAUCUAGACGCGAUACUAAAAUCGUGAAAGUCGUUCGUCAUCCAUAUGAUGCUAUGGAGAUCCAAUUUGUAAAGCCGUCGAUGAAGUACAAGGCGGGUCAAUGGCUCUUCCUGCAAGUACCCUCCGUGUCCAAGCAACAAUGGCAUCCAUUUACCAUCACUUCUUGCCCAUUCGAUCCCUAUAUCUCGGUUCACGUCCGUCAAGUCGGAGACUUCACCCGAGCACUUGGUGAUGCUUUGGGAGCCGGACCUGCUCAAUCCAAACUCUAUGACAACGUUGACCCGAUGGGCAUGUACGAAGUCGCUCUUCAAAACGGACAGACUAUGCCAGAACUCAAGAUCGACGGUCCAUAUGGAGCUCCCGCCGAAGACGUCUUCGACAAUGAAAUUGCUGUUCUCAUCGGAACUGGUAUCGGUGUUACUCCUUGGGCUGCUAUUCUCAAGAACAUCUGGCACAUGCGCAAUAGCCCCAACCCACCCACUCGUCUCCGCCGUGUCGAAUUCAUCUGGGUCUGCAAAGACACUACUUCCUUCGAAUGGUUCCAAGUCCUGCUCUCAUCUCUUGAAGCACAAAGUCAAGAAGCUGCUAACAGAGGGGCAAACAACGGGAAUGAGUUCUUGAAGAUCCACACUUAUCUCACUCAAAAGUUGGAUCUCGAUACCACACAGAACAUUGUCUUGAACAGUGUCGGUUCCACAUUAGAUCCUCUCACCGAACUGAAGUCCCGGACAAACUUUGGACGCCCUGACUUCUUACGUUUGUUCCAGGGAAUGAGAGAUGGAAUUUUGGACCGGACGUACAUCAACGGUUUGGAAGGUUCAAUGAGAACGAAUAUCGGUGUUUACUUCUGUGGACCCAAUGUAGCAGCGAGAGAGAUUAAGAAGGCAACCAAGAAGGCCGCAACUCGCGAAGUCAACUUCUCAUUCUGGAAAGAACAUUUCUAG
This is a messenger RNA of Mollisia scopiformis, 1662 nucleotides long. RefSeq lists its product as uncharacterized. The record is from RefSeq and is a predicted model, not a curated record. Lineage: Eukaryota; Fungi; Ascomycota; Leotiomycetes; Helotiales; Mollisiaceae. The transcript is spliced from 5 exons. Gene Ontology annotation, biological process: defense response; superoxide anion generation. Gene Ontology annotation, cellular component: plasma membrane; NADPH oxidase complex. Gene Ontology annotation, molecular function: superoxide-generating NAD(P)H oxidase activity. Bases 1 to 1662 code for a protein of 553 amino acids.